GUACAUACUACAGUCAGGUUCAUGCUUCGUUAAUCUCAGUUCUAUUCCCAGACUCGGAGCCUGACCGAGACUCCUUACCUAUCAUUAAUUCUAUCCCUGCUACCAUGAGCUCGUGGUACACGCCGUGACCUCGUUCCACUAAGCGGUGAUUAUAAGGAUCUGUAUUAGGCGCCAGAAGAGCACAAACUUGCCUUGACUGUGACCAUCGACGUCCUCUACCACUGCAGCAACACCCAUGGCUAAGAAGGUCACCCUAAGUAGUGUUUCUCUCAUCUUUGCGUGUGGAACAGCUCUCUUUUCUGAUGGUUAUGCCAACAAUGUCAUUGGUUCUGGUUCAAUGACAAUUACAGUUCUAAAACGCAUAUACGGUACUGGUUCUGGCGGCAUCACUACGAACUACAGCACCACACUCUCUAGUGUCGCCUUCGCAGGCAUCGUGGUGGGUAUGUUUACCUUUGGCUACCUCUCCGACAAAGCUGGGCGCAAAUUCGGUAUGAUGUCCGCAACUGGGAUCAUUGCAGUAUUUUCUGGUCUCUCAUCUGCGUCGUCUGGUGUUAACCACAACCUUAAUGGUAUGCUCGCUAUGCUUAUCGCAUGUCGCUUUUUUCUUGGGAUUGGCGUUGGCGCUGAAUACCCUUGUGGUUCUGUGUCCGCAUCUGAACAAUCGGAGGAAGAGGGCAUUGCUAAGAACUCGCAACACCAAUGGCUCGUGCUUGCGACGACCACUAUGAUCGAUUUUGGUUUCGUUAUUGGAGCGUGCGUACCAUUGGUACUUUACUGGAUAUUCGGGGACAACCACCUUCGUGCUGUCUGGCGUCUCUCGGUUGGGCUUGGUGUAGUUCCUGCUGCUGGUGUCUUCUUUUGGCGGCUACACAUGGAGGAACCUAAUCGCUAUAAGCGCGAUUCAAUGAAGCAUGUCCGUAUCCCAUACGGACUAGUCAUUAAAAGAUACUGGCGUGGCCUGCUUGGCAUCUCGCUGGUAUGGUUCAUCUAUGACUUCGUCACAUACCCAUUCGGACUUUAUUCAUCCACAAUCACCGACACCAUUACUGGCGGCAGUUCAUCCCUCGCCGUCGUCCUUGGUUGGUCCGCUGUGAUCAACCUGUUCUACAUGCCAGGCACCAUUAUAGGUGCCUUCGUUGUUGAUCGUAUGGGUCCAAAGGUCACCAUGAUCACUGGCCUUCUCGUCCAAGCAGUCAUUGGAUUUAUCAUGAGUGGUUUUUAUACCCAGCUGUCACAACACGUUGCCGCUUUUGCUGUGGUGUACGGCAUCUUCCUAAGCUUCGGCGAGUUUGGUGCGUGGGGUUGCGCAAUCCCUCCGUCUUUUAAACUCUUUUUGCCUAGGUCCCGGAAACUGCGUUGGUGUAGUGGCUGCAAAGUCUGGACCUACUGCUGUGCGUGGCCAGUAUUACGGUGUUGCAGCUGCUGCUGGAAAAAUCGGCGCAUUUGUUGGAACUUGGUCACAGAUUUUGGUGGCUCAGGCUCAACUAAAGGGAACACUGGCCCCUUCUGGGUUGCCAGCGGUCUUGGCAUCCUAAGCGCAAUCAUUGUAUACUUUCUUGUGACACCCUUGGACCACGAUGGGAUGAGGGAAGAGGACGCCAAGGUGCGCAGCUAUCCCUCCCGUUACCCACGGCAUUUACAUACCUUACAACGUAGUUCCGUGAAUACCUCGAAGCGCAUGGUUUUGACGUCUCACUUAUGGGUCUUCGCAAAGCUGAAACCAUGCAAUAUAUGGAAGGCAAAGGGACAGGUUCAGCGGUCAAGGUUACUGACUCAGCGACCAAAGUUUAGCUGUGCUGCAAACAUAUAAUUCUGAAUGUGUUGAGACGCGGUUGCACUCAGGCUGCGUCAGUGGCAUGAUCCAUUCCGAUUUCCUACCUAGUACUGUGAUUUUUGUACAUGUAUGCUAUAUGGGCUUGUACGAAAAAAAAAAUGGAGCCGGGAUAAGCCCUCCUUGAAGGAAAAGUGCCAGUAGUCAUGAAUCAACGAAACUCGUAACUUCGCACUAGCAUAGGGAUAGUAAACGAGAUGACGUCCCAGACGUUCCUAAAACCCAGUCAUUAUUAUGGAAAUUUGAAGUGUGUCUGGGUAAAAUACUCCGUGCCAAUCUCAUACCACGGUUGCAACGAACUUAUUAGUUUUGGGCGACAUGGACUUCAAGACCAAGAGCGUGUCGUUCCAGUGAUUGCCGCUGUAGGAAGGCACCUGAGAAAGCACAUAGUUUGUGGCGAAGGAGCCAGC
Suillus bovinus is the source of this 2244-nucleotide messenger RNA. Its product is annotated as major facilitator superfamily domain-containing protein. Lineage: Eukaryota; Fungi; Basidiomycota; Agaricomycetes; Boletales; Suillaceae. Gene Ontology annotation, cellular component: plasma membrane. Gene Ontology annotation, molecular function: carboxylic acid transmembrane transporter activity. The record is from RefSeq and is a predicted model, not a curated record. Gene Ontology annotation, biological process: transmembrane transport; carboxylic acid transport. The transcript is spliced from 18 exons. Bases 236 to 1813 code for a protein of 525 amino acids.